AUGGAGCUUCCAAAUCAAGCUCAAGAAGGGUCCUCUCAGAAGAAGAUGGGAAGAGGGAAGAUUGAAAUCAAACGGAUCGAGAACACCACAAAUAGGCAAGUCACCUUCUGCAAACGCCGCAACGGUUUGCUGAAGAAAGCUUAUGAAUUGUCAGUUCUGUGUGAUGCUGAAGUUGCCCUUGUUGUCUUCUCAAGCCGUGGCCGUUUGUAUGAGUAUGCCAACAACAGUGUUAGGGCAACUAUUGAAAGGUACAAAAAGGCAAGUGCUGCUUCCACGAACGCAGAAUCUGUGUCUGAAGUUAAUACGCAGUUUUACCAGCAAGAAUCAUCCAAAUUGAGAAGACAAAUUCGAGAUAUUCAGAACCUAAACAGGCACAUCCUUGGGGAAGCACUUGGUUCUCUGAGCCUCAAGGAACUGAAGAACCUCGAGGGUAGAUUGGAGAAAGGAUUAAGUAGGGUUAGGUCUAGAAAGCAUGAAACAUUGUUCGCUGAUGUCGAGUUCAUGCAAAAGCGGGAAAUUGAGCUGCAAAACCAUAAUAAUUAUCUGCGAGCAAAGAUAGCUGAACAUGAGAGAGCUCAACAACAACAGCAAUCAAAUAUGAUGCAAGGAACACUGUGUGAUUCACUUCCUUCACAAUCUUAUGACAGGAACUUUUUCCCUGUAAAUCUCAUACCUUCUGAUCAACAAUAUUCGCGUCAAGACCAGACUGCUCUCCAACUUGUGUAA
Messenger RNA from Sphenostylis stenocarpa, 726 nucleotides. The record is from the annotation of a GenBank genome assembly. Lineage: Eukaryota; Viridiplantae; Streptophyta; Magnoliopsida; Fabales; Fabaceae.